Molecule: messenger RNA, 3225 nt
Organism: Emericellopsis cladophorae
Lineage: Eukaryota; Fungi; Ascomycota; Sordariomycetes; Hypocreales; Bionectriaceae
Exons: 1
Coding region: 1-3225 (1074 amino acids)
Source: RefSeq, a predicted model, not a curated record
AUGGGCUUUCUAGACGACUAUUCGGAUUCCGAUGGCCUUGCACCACCUCCACCAAACAUACCGUCAAGAUUCCCCCGUCAGAAAGUGACCCGAGAAACCGAUGUGCAAGUGCUGGGCAGAGCCAGAGGCUCAGAGAAAAUAACACCUACUGCAGAGAGUCAGAACCCACGCAGCAAGCAAUAUGGGCCCGUCAAGAACCCGAAGGCUGCUGCACCAGCUGGACAAUUCAGCGCCGGCUCGCAUGAUCCCAAUGUAUACUGGCUCUACGGUUUCCAGGGCAAGGUCAAGUUCAACAUCAAGAAGGACAAUGACUUCAACAACGCCGUUCGACGCCUUCUUUCCGCGGAUCCGAACGAGAGUGAGCCAGAGUACUUCCUCAUGCGUAUCGACACGCGUUUUGGCCGAGGCAACGCCGCAAAAGGCAUUGUCAAGCGUCAGCUGCCGCCCCUAGAAUGGCCAGGAAACCCUUUUGCCGGUUUCCACGAGGAGGAUUUCCGUACGUUCCUGGAAGGCAAUGACCUCCCGCCCGAAUAUGCGGGGAGAAACAAGGUCUGGCCGUUCGUCUGCCGCCGUCGAACCGAGCAAUACACUGCAUUCACAGCUGACGCGGCGUGUCCCAGUGGCAAGGGCGUUUGGAACUUCCUCAAUAGCCGGCGACAAGCGCCAGAGCCAGCUGAGCAUGAGCUACUGCACAACAUCACCUCCUUGGGCAGCAAGAGCGGUGUUGCCUAUCUGGCAGCUCCCAAAGCAGCGUUUGCCCCCUUUCACGACAUUGACAUGAAUCUCUACCGCCCAUACUGGCACGAGGCACUCAAAGUCAUCGAAGACUUUAACUCCGAAGCCACCGCCACCGACGUCAACUUGCUCUGCAUGUACUUUAUGGAUGAAUACGGGAAACUCAGUACCUUUGGUCGCCACGGCUUGAUCAGCAGUCUCAACGUUCCGUCGCCAUCGGAUCUCUCUCUGUUCCGACGCUACUUGCGAGACAAAGCGCCACCAAACGAUUCUACAGAUCCUUCUCUGCGAAUGGUGUGCACUGGGAGUCAAGGCUUGGUCGUCCUGCCAGGGCUUUAUCCGGCACCUCAAGAGGGAGAAGCGAGAUUGCCCUUGAGAUCGACCUUUGGCACCAGAAGCAAGACUGAGCAGCUUCUCGAGGUCGCCAAGCGCAUUGCAUCAACGACAGACGUUUUGGAAUCAACGUUUGGACACGUGGGAGAAGAAGACGGUGCUUACAUCGACUUCCUACUUCUGCCGCCUCAGGCCUGUACUGACCCUGAGUGGCUGAAGACAGAGAGUAUGGGAUACUCCAGGGAGAUUUUCUCCACGCAAGUCAUUAUCUCAGCUGCAGGUUUAUUGCAGGAUCAGACAGAGUGGUGGCUCCGUGUCGAAGACAUCGUCAAAAAGGCAGAGGAUGCUCGGGGCCCUCUCAUCCUAUAUCCUUUUUGGCCGACGAACCAGCAGGGCCGUAUCCUGGCGCGUUAUGAUUUUGGCAACAUGCCAGAUCCUUCCGUGACAAUGUCCUGGCCCGUCGGCGAAUGCUACCAUGUCGAGCUGCCCUGGCUGGGACACUCGAUCAGCAACCUUUGGAAGUUGGCCGGCGGAGUUUACAGUGGCCUCGAAGGUUAUAGUCUGAAGAUCAGCUGCCGAAUUCUGAAUCCAGCAGAGGAAGGAUGGCUCGAGGCUGGCGUAGCCCCUCUGGCGUACUAUAUCCAUCCGGCGACAACCGAAGAGGAGUGGUUCAACGUUCGGCUGAGGCUUCCGAAGCGUACUGCUGUCAUGACGCGCGUACCGACCGACGAGGCGAUGGCAUACUCCCUGCCAGAGAAGAGCACUGUUUGGGGUCCACGCUACGGGAGGCAGCUGACUUGUCUUGUCCGCGCUCGCCACACUGCCGCUUCGACCGAUGUCGCAUCAUGGCAGGAGAGGGCCUUUAGUACUUUGGAAACGGCCGAAGACAGCAAGUACAUCAGAGAAGCUCUGGAGGUCCUUUGGUCUGUGCCUGACAUGGUUGCAACCGCCAAAGCCCGUGAGGCGGGUAUGCCACGACGGCCGCAUCGGCCGCUUUACACAUUCAGAAGGGUCAAGCCCGAGGAGGCUCCCAUCACGCCCAGAAAGAGCGAGCGCUUCGUAGCACCGAAAGACACGUGGUUGCACCUUGCUGAUAUUGGCGACGGUUGCACCGAGUAUAUUGGUCGCGGCUACUGGUGCGUUCUCGACGAUGCCAAAGAGGAAUGGCUUUUCCUCCCCUGGGCGCAUUUCCCUCAAGAGUGGCCCAAUCGCUUCGAGCUUUCCUUGAGCGAAUGCCAGUAUCACGGCACCGGAAGAGACCCAAUCUUCAAGCCUGGUCAAUUUCGUGCUGAUAACCGACUCUUGGAACAAAGUGUUUCAACGAGAUUGGCUGAGGAUGUCGUGGUCCAGCAGACAUGCUUGAAUGAGAACCAAAAGGAAAUAUCCCGAUUCCCUGUGCACCAUUCCGUCACGCCAUCGCCAGACAAUCUUCGGACUUCCAAUGUCGCAGACGAGUCGUCUCUGCCACAAGGCAAGAGAGUGUUGAGGAAGAGGGGGAGAGCAGGUGACCGCAACUACCACCCCUCGCACAGCGACAGCUCGUUGAAUGGGGACGAAGCCGAUGAAGACGAAGACGGAGAUUCCGUGAUCGUUAGUCCUCCAUACCCUGAAGACGGCUCAACUCCGCCACAACGGAAAAGGAAGCGCAAGAUCGACGAUCCCAACUACCGGCCUGCCGCAGCCCACGACGAUGAAGAGGUCGCCGCUGUGGGUGAGCCGACCGUCACCGUCGUGGAGAGUUACAAUGCUGCACCUACUGGAAAGCAGAGAGCAAGAUCAAGCAAAGGUGCCGAGGAGCCUCUCCCCUUGCCUGACUACGAGUCAGAGGCUGAAGAAGAAGAGCCGGUCACCAAGAAACAGAGACGAAAGUCCACAACUAAAAAGGCGGAUCAACAGCAGGACAACCGUGUCGUUGGGGCGCGCAAGCCAAAGAUGGCGUCCAAAGCCAAGGCGACUCCCAAAGCUUCGCCCAGGAAGGCCACCGCCCAAGCUGUGCGCACUCCCAAGGAUGAACCUGACGAUGACUCCAUGCCGGCAAAUGGGCCCCCUCAGGUCACUGAGAAGCCCUCGACGCGCACUACAAAGGCAGCUCCAAAGAAGGCGGCUGCGAAGAAGACGACGCCGAGGAAGACGACGGGUCUCAAGGCAGCAACAUAG